AUGCGCAUCAUAGCAUCCGGGGUGCGCUGGCCGCAGGGCGCUAUGUAUCGCAGCUCUGCGGCACCUCAGGGUUAUUGCCAAGCGCCAGGGACUCCGCAGUUCCUUCUUGUGUCGCGUGGGGAUCCUCCUCCUCGUCUUCACCACACCCUGGACAUUUGA
Molecule: messenger RNA, 159 nt
Organism: Phytophthora nicotianae INRA-310
Lineage: Eukaryota; Oomycota; Peronosporomycetes; Peronosporales; Peronosporaceae
Exons: 1
Coding region: 1-159 (52 amino acids)
Source: RefSeq, a predicted model, not a curated record